CACACACACACCCACACACAUUGUAGACAGAGAGCAACCAUCUCUAUGGAGCUGAAAGGCUGACGGUAUCACAUGAGAGCCGUUUAGCAUGGGGGGGGGGCGACUCUGAGACAGGAAGUUUCUCUCAGGAACUCUCCAACAGAUCUGGAAGAUUCACUCUCUGGGAAACACUUUCAUUUCUUCAGAGGGAGUAAACGUUAGGCUUUGUGACGAGGUGUGUGUUUCGACAGAGACUCCAGUGUUCGCUGCUCUCUGGUUCACUCCACGUCUCUGCUGCAGAGGAGGAGGAAGCUGAGGAGGAGGAGGACGCUGGCCGGACCCCCCCGACAGCUGCUGCACGACCCCGACUCUGACGACUCCCCCGGCUCCAGAGAGCGACGGAGGGUGAUCCUCGGCCCGCCCAGUGGGGAGGACCUGAUCCUGGGCACCAGAGACUCCUGCUGCCAGACAGAGGACUUCCUGAUCCCCCCCUCCAGGAGGAGGAGGUCUCAGCGGGGGUCCCUGUCAGCGGGGAACCUCCUGAGUCUGUCCGACGGCAACAUGUUCCCCCUCGCCCACCUGAGGUCCCACAGCCUGCCCAGAGACCCUCUCCGGGGCCCAGAGGAUGAGAGGCCCCCCUUCAGCGUGGAGGACUUCCUGCCGGGCCCCGGAGAGCAGGAGGAGGGCCAGGACCCCCAGCAGAGGAGCCCGGAGAGGAGCUGGAUCCAGGGCCGGAGGAGCCUCAUGGGGAGUGGGGGGGAGAUCUCCUCCAGCUCAGACACCUUCAGCAGCCCCCGCCGGGGCCCCGGAGCCUCGCUGGGGGGCCACAUGGACCACAAGGACGACCACCAGUCCUCCAGCGGGAACUGGAGCGGCAGCAGCUCCACCUGCCCCUCCCAG
This is a messenger RNA of Notothenia coriiceps (black rockcod), 879 nucleotides long. RefSeq names its product nance-Horan syndrome protein-like. The transcript is spliced from 3 exons. NCBI's taxonomy places the organism in Eukaryota, Metazoa, Chordata, Actinopteri, Perciformes, Nototheniidae. The annotation marks the transcript as partial. The record is from RefSeq and is a predicted model, not a curated record.